Molecule: messenger RNA, 639 nt
Organism: Homarus americanus (American lobster)
Lineage: Eukaryota; Metazoa; Arthropoda; Malacostraca; Decapoda; Nephropidae
Product: extensin-like
Exons: 2
Coding region: 1-639 (212 amino acids)
Source: RefSeq, a predicted model, not a curated record
AUGACGCCGACCCCGCUACGAGGAGCCCACGCUUCUGUACCCGACGCUCUUGAAUGCUACCCCACGCCACCGUCAGGCCACCCCACGCCACCGAUCAGGCCACCCCACGCCAUCCUCAGGUUACCCUACGCCACCGUCAGGCUACCCCUACGCCGUCAGGCUGCCCCAUGCCACCCCCAGGCUGCUCACGCCACCGUCAGGCCACCCUACGCCACCGUCCCACCGUCAGAAUUCCACCCCACGCCACCGUCAGGCCAGCACCCACGCCACCGUCAGGCCACCCACGCCACCGUCAGGCCACCCCACGCCACCGUCAGGCCACCCCACGCCACCGUCAGGCCACCCCACGCCACCGUCAGGCCGCCCUACGCCACCGUCAGGCCACCGCCAGGCCACCCACGCCACCGUCAGGCCACCCCACGCCACCGUCAGGCCACCCCACGCCACCGUCAGGCCACCCCACGCCACCGUCAGGCCAACUAUCGCCACCGUCAGGCUGCCCCACCGUCAGGCCACCCACGCCACCGUCAGGCCACCCACGCCACCGUCGGCUGCUACGCCACCGUCAGGCUGCCCCACACCGUCAGGCUGCCCCACGCCACCAAUGCCGCCGCCACUCCUACCCCCCCCCAAGCCUAG